UGAUGAAGUACUCCACUUUGUUUGUCGAUCGUCACAUCCACAAUCCGGAUAACAGGUGUCACUUUGAACGACCGAAACCUCAACAUCGUGCAGACCGAGAUAUGUUCCUGAAGCUCAUCAAAAAGAGGGACUCUCUGUGGAGCUAUCUGUUCUGCAAUGUACCCAAAACACGAACAGAUGCAGAUUAUCUGCACCGUAAGGUGAUAGCGAUCCAACAUCUGCAAGGAUAUCACAAUGCCAAACGAUGUGCAAUUGAGAUAUUUCUUGGCCGAUGUGAACAUCUAUGGUUUGAAAGGAAGCGAGACAAAAUUGAUGCAAAGGUUUACUGCGAGGUAAUGGAUGUUGGGGAGCAGUUUGACAUAAUGGACAGUGAGGAGGAGACGGAGGAUGAGGAGAUUGACCUGCCAUUGCCGGGUGCACAUCACAAUGCAGUAAGAGAGGAAACGCCUUCAUUGUCCGCUUUGGGUGGUCAACAAGCGAUGGAGGAAGAUGUUGGCGGCACUAUCGCGAUCAAGGCCUUGAGGGACACAGGUGCAGGGAAGAAGAUCGAUUCCGCAGCAGCAGGAGGUGGUGGCGAGAGUGUGGCAGACAAGGAAGGGCAUAUCAGGAUGCAAAACACAAAGGGAGAUGAGUUCGCAGACCGGGCAUCGAGCACACCGCAACCAACACUUAGACCGUCAGAAGGCAUCAGUGGAGUAGGAGCCAGAAGUGAGACAACACCAACAGCAGGUGGGGAAGUUGUUGCACACGUGCAUGGCGACAACGGGAAGGACGAAAAGAUUGAAGAGGACCAAGGACAAAAAGCAUCAGACGAAGAAGGGUCAAAAUUUCAGGCACAUGAGGGAGUGAAGGCGGUGACAGGGAAUGUCGAUUCGCAUUCCAAGGAGUCGCAUACGACUAUCAUCACUGCACAGGCGCAAGGCAUCGACGGAGCCACCAGGGAGCAAAGUGCGCAUGAGAAAGAAGGGGGGAAAAGGCCAGUGCAUAUGGAAUGCACUGGUCCAGGAACGCAAAUAGUUUCGGAGUCAACAAUGGGAGAAAGGAAAGUUGAUUUGGAGGGUGUCAGUGCGGUAGAGCAUGAAAAGGUUCCAAGCACGGCAAACAGGGAGAGGGGGAAGGAAAAUGAGAAAGAAGAGGAGGCGGACAGGAGUCGGAGUGUGAUCAACUUGGUGGACCAGUCAGCUCAAAAAGUAUCGCAGUUGCGGGAGCUGUGUACGAAGCAUGGGAUUAAGUCGGCGAAGAAGAACGAGAUGAUCAUGGAACUGGUGAAAAAGCAAACUGACUUGGCGUACGAGGGGUUUUUUACUCCACUUACGAAGAAGACCACCUCUCUAAGGAUCGGACAGGAAACCGAGAUGGAUACCAAGACAACACCACGUGUAGCCAAGUCAACAAUUACGACGAGGGGUAAGGCGGAGCUGACAGAGGCUCCGAAGACGAUACUGCGCUCUGCACCUGCCAGCGAGUCCGGUCAGAAGUCGGAACCGGUUAGGGAAUGGGCUACUCAGUUCGCUGGGCUGGUACUCACACCGGUCGACCGGAACAGCGGCGAUACGGCUGUCGUCUGCCCAGUGUUGUACCGGCAUGCGUACGGCUGCAUGUUCACCUGGAACUCCGACUACGAGACAGUGGUCAGCUCGGAACCGGAUGUGCUGGCUAUGUGUAAGAAGGAUUAUCUGAAGACAAGACUCGCAGCAGUGGGAACCUGGAAGAUAGAGGGAAAGUUGGGGAAGGCGUACAUUAUUCCUAAGGACAAGGAUCUACUGCGAUGGAGACCAAUUGCCCCAGCAUGCAGUGACCCAGCGAUGGUCGGGCAACGAAGGUGUGCACGGGCGUUGUACUGCUUAAUCACUAGAUACGACAGCAGCCUGAACUUCCACCUCAACUCUACACAGAAAUUCAAGGAGGAAGCGACGACAGCGGGGGAACUGUUGGGAAGACAGGGUUGCACCAUGACGAUGGGAAGGUGUUACGACAUCAAGGAAAUGUUUUCCUCGAUCCCGCACACUGCAGUAACAAACGUUGUGUACGAACUCCUGCGAGUGUUUGAUAACCAAGGUUAUGCGCAGAUCAGAGUGGCCACGAAAGGGAAAUACUGCGUCAUGGCCAAGACCAAGAGGUCGGAACCAGGGUACACGAACGUCAAACUGGCUCACAUCUCGAAGAUGGUCGAUUACGACCUUUCGCAUGCGUAUAUGGUAUGUGGAAAAGUUAUCAAGCGACAGGUAGUCCGGAUACCGAUGGGCAAGACUCUGAGCCCCGUACUGGCGACUGUGACAUGUGCAAUGGCGGAAAGUAAGUUCCUGCGAUCAUUGGGAACGGAUCGGAGAUUAGUAAAAGGAUGGAGAAUGAUAGACGACGUUUCACUCGUUGUCGGAUGUACGGACACGGGAAGCUCCUUGGACAAAUCCCAGGAAAUCCUGUUGAAGUUUGAAGCAGCAUACGACUCGAGACUCAAACUUGUCCGAAAGGACGAGAAUGAGAACUCUUGGCCUUUCAUUGGGGGCAAGAUGCAUCUGAUAUCGGAGCCAGUGCAGAUACAUUUCGUACAAGAUACAAAGAACACGGACUCGCUGUGAGCCAAUGGUAAGUUGAGGUAUCAGACUAUGCAGGACUUCGCAAGCUACUCCGAAAAAAGAACCAAGAAGGUCGCACUCUUAGCAACACUAAA
This is a messenger RNA of Chara braunii, 2671 nucleotides long. NCBI's taxonomy places the organism in Eukaryota, Viridiplantae, Streptophyta, Charophyceae, Charales, Characeae. The record is from the annotation of a GenBank genome assembly.